Molecule: messenger RNA, 1128 nt
Organism: Metopolophium dirhodum (rose-grain aphid)
Lineage: Eukaryota; Metazoa; Arthropoda; Insecta; Hemiptera; Aphididae
Product: 52 kDa repressor of the inhibitor of the protein kinase-like
Exons: 4
Coding region: 322-615 (97 amino acids)
Molecular function (GO): sequence-specific DNA binding
Source: RefSeq, a predicted model, not a curated record
CCGUAGGUUUCUGCCGUGCCCCGGGUGGGGGAUGGCGGCACUUGUUCCACAGAAUAGAUUAAAUCAGAAGGGACACUUUAAAUGUAAACAAAAACGUGGCGGCCAUGUUGGCGUUGGCUACUUUAUCAAUUUAGUGUUAUCAGGUAAACAACUGGUAUCAUAAUUCAUAUUUUUCUUUUUUUUUUUCAUUAAAAAAUUUAGCAAGAGCAUUUGUUACACGUUUUUUAUUUAUAGUGCGUACUGCCUUUUAACUGUGCUCUUGUGGUCUGUGCCUUUGCCAAAAAUAUUGUACAUUUUGUUAUAUAUCUUCAUAUUAUAACAAUGUCGAGCCGAAAGAGUGGGUAUUCAUUUAAAUGUAUUGUGAAAUCGUGCGGAGAACUUAAAAUUCAAAAAGAAAGUGUUAGUUUUUUUUCUUUUCCCAAAGAUCCUGCUCGAUGUAAAAUUUGGUUAGAGCGAUGUCAACUGCCAGCUGACAUUCUACAACAAAAAAAUACUAAAUUAUGUGGAAAACAUUUUGAAAAAAAUAUGUUUUUAAAUUUUUUGGAGAACAGGUUAAAACCAGAUGCUAUACCUACACUAUUUCCAGAUGAAAGAGAUGGUUGUGAUGCACUUUAGACACCAGGAUCCUAAAUACCUGAAAAUAGUAUAAAGAUACAAAUUACAAUUAACUAUGUCAAAAUAUACAAGAUAGAAAUAUAUCUAAGACACUGCCCAUCACUGGCAGUGAAGUGAUCUCAUUAGUAUCAUUUAAUUAUUUUAAUAUGGCUAGUAUAUUGGUCACGUAUAUUAAUUUAUGUUUUAUUUUUCAGAAAUAUUUCACUGCUGCUUCUGCUUCUCCAACUUCGCCUUUAUUCCACGCAAGUGGGGUCUACUACUAUUUGUUUUGCUCAAUAUACCAUCAUAUUCCUGCAAUAACCAAUCCUCUUUAUCUUUUUCCUUCAAAUUUGAGUUACCUGUCUUGACUUUUAUUAUUUCUUCAUGCCUCAACAUGCCUUCUCAAUCUAUUCUCUAAUUUUUAACCCAUAUUCAUAUGGUAUCUCUCUCCACUAUUCAAGCCUGCCUUCAAACACUCGUGUGCUAUUAGCUUUUAAAACUACAUCAGCUGCAUUUAAGCUUAUACAUAAAAUA